GUUGCAAAAAUAAAUACGAGAAUGCUGAUUUCAUCUAGACUCGGUGUAGAAAAUUAUCCAUUUGCCUGUAUACGUAUACGUAGAAUUCCAGAUUUAAAGAUCGACUCUUGUUUUAUGUAUGUUCAUACAUGCAGAUGAGAUGUGACACUGGAAGCCAUCCUCAAUAUGAAUAUUACAGAAGCGAGCCACUCUUCUAUCUCUUCAUCAAACACUGCUUCUCUCAUUAAAGAAGAAGAUCUGUCAGAAUAUGAGGAAGGUGGUGAUGACGAUUUGGGAUGGAUUGAAGAGGAGGAUAGCGGUGGAGAAUACACGGCUGACAGACACCCUCUGGAAGAAGGUCAUGGUCAAAGUCAAGGUCAAGAAAAGAAAAGAGGUCUCAGCCACACUUCACUGACGCCUGAAACUAUUCUUGCAAUGGAAGCAGCAAGUUUGGAAAGACAAGAUUCUCUGACUAAUGGUCGAAGCUCGUCAUCCGGUCAAAGAGGAAGUGACCUGCACCCCGAGCAGAAGGUUCCUGGAGCGAGAAUGUCAAUUGGUACCACGGGAAUAUCAAGUCCUUUAAGAGCUUUUCAGAAUGGGUUUGGCCAUUGCAGCGAGGGUGACUCUGGGGGCCCUUCUCUCUACUAUUGUGGGGAAUGCAGUAGGUUCCCAACUGAUUGCAAAUGCUAUGCCAGGCAUGUAAGGGGUCAUGCAGGAGCCGGAGAUGUAGAAAAGGAGAGAGGACAAAGAGACACAAAGGAUAUUAUGCAGGAACAAUAUGAAGAGAGAUCUGUGAUUGAAGGCGAUGAUUCAGAAGUCUGGAAGCAAUCAGGGUUGAGGUCUAGAGGAAGGGUGCCUUCCAAAUUCCAGAAUGGUGCGGAAACUAGUGCUGAUAAUGAAGAUGAUGCAGUCGAGAGAAGAAAACAGCUUGUUCUGAAAGAAAAUGAUCACAUUGAUAUCUGUGAUGGUAAUGGUUCUUCUGGAGCCAUUACCAACAACCCCAAAGUAAACAAAAGAUGUCAAGUUCGGAUGGGACGGCCAGUGAAAGACAAAUCUCGAUUACAGUGUCCGCAGUGUGGCCGUGGCUUCAAGAGAAAACCAGACCUUGAACGCCACUUCCGUGUUCACUCGGGCGAGAAACCCUUUGCCUGUGAACUCUGCGACAUGCGCUUCACCCGUAACUUUGGACUGCGCUGCCACAUGAGAACGCAUGCAGGGCUGAAGAUUCACACGUGCGGCACCUGUGGCAAAUCGUACAGCCGGCGUUACGACCUGGCGAAGCACGAGAAAGCCGUUCACACUGGGGAACUCAACCACAUUUGCUGUGAAUGCGACAAACGGUUUGUCACUGCGCAGCUCCUCCGUGUCCACAAGCGGACGCACACCAACUCGCAGCCGUACCUCUGCCAGGAAUGUGGCCACAGGAGUAACCAUCGCAGCGACCUCAAGAAGCACAUGAGGGUCCACACCAACGAGAGACCUUAUUGCUGUUCGAUCUGUAAGAAAAGCUUCCUACAGAGUGGGUGUUUGGCCAGUCACAUGUCACAUUCUCACAGCAAGUAAAGUCCUACAAAACCACCACAGUGGUUUAUCAUGUGAAUGGAAUGGGGCGUACACAUACCACCCUGCACACGUCAGGUCAGCUUGGAUUGUACUGAAGGGUAAAACUUUCACUUGCUUGGUCUAUGAUGACGCAACAUUUGCUCCUGGGAUUAUUGCUCUGGGUUUAUUUGGUCUAAGAUAUAUUAUAGGGUUACUGUUGGCUUUAGGUUUGGUAUUUCAAAUCCAGGAUUGAAGUAAUCAUGUGAUCGUUAUGUUGAAUUUACAUUGGAGCAAUUACUGCCGAAGCAAAUAUGAAACCUAAUUUAGGGCGACUUGGUUUGAUUAAGGGAUUUAAAAAAGAAUAAUUGCACUGAAAAUAAUGUGCUUUCAGUCAAAUAUAUGAUGAAUUGCUAUGAAAGAUUUUUAUAAUUGGGCACAGAAGCAGUGACGAAUCUAGUCGGAUCAGGGCUGACUAAGGUGGGUCAGGGUUGGAGGUAUAUCGAACCAGAGGUUGAUGAAGAACACAGCAGAUAUAAGGUCAAUGAACUUUAUAAAAUAUACAUUAUUUCAAGCAUCGCGAUUGGUCAACAUGCGUCACAUGACAUCCAACUUAUUGUGCACGCACAAGAGUGGAAAAUGUGCGCAACAAAAAUUGACAUUGCACGCUCAAGCAAACCAGUGCGGUACAAGUCCCAGAAGAAGCCCAACAAAACUGUACUAUAACUUUUUGAGAAUUUGUUUCUGUGUUGGUAUUUUAUUAAACAAAUAAUGCACUUGCUCUGUCGUGCGUAAAAGUAAAUGCAUAGAAAACUCGGUUUCUUUAGAUGGUGCACACUGGGCACCCGCUACCAGCGGCUCGUGCACAGUGCUGCACCUAUCUAAAGAAACCUCGCCUGCUCUGCAUUCCGCUAACGCACUCAGCUGCAUGCAUCAUUUGUAUACUAUUCCAUGUCAAAACCUCAACUAUCACUGGCGGAAUACACGUCCAACUCUGGCCUACAACACCACCAUUGUCCACUAUCAAUAUGUGAAAUGUCUGACCUGGCUUGAUCCUCCCAUAUAGAAGGACACAGAACACUCAAGAACUUUAAGGGGUGGAUCAUAAAAAUUGCAUGUUAGGACACAACAUUUUUUUAAAGAGAAUAAAUAUUAUUUGUGUAGACUUGAUAAUAUUUCAGAAUUGUUCAUACAAUCCGGUUAUCUUUUUCAAUUUUUAUUGUCCUACAAGGCUUAUCCUUUCCUUAACUGUGGGUGAGAUAUAAAGUGGCACAUUAACAUUUCAUUGACAAAAUAGAUUACACUAGGGUUUCAUGAAAGAUCUCUUUAAUUCAACAGUUACCAUAGGAACUGUGCUUCUCAGCCAAUCAAAAUCAAGGAAAUUUGUCUGAUCCGACAAUUAGAGUACACUUCCAAUUUACUAACUCAUAUGACACCCAAGUUGUCUGGGAUUGAUAAUGAAAGUAUUUUGAAGCAUUUUUUCUUCAUUAUGAAAGCAUAAGGAAACAAAAUAGUAAACAUAAAAAAUAUACAAUACAACAGCAUUGCUGAAUUUUUGGAUUCCCGUAAUUUUAGCAGAGAGUUAGACCGUGGUCUCGUUAAACCUGACUUCAGAAUACUGGCCAUAGGGUAUAAACAAUUCUGUUAUCUGUGGAUGUUUAAAACUUCGCCUGUGUUGCAUAAUUUGAUAAAGGAUGAAUAUACAUGUGCAGUCAACAAUUUCAACAGAAUACUGACUGCCAUCAAAAUUGUGUGGACUUUUUUAGUCUUUGACUGUUUCUUACUGUUGCUGAAUGUACUUUGCAAGGGAUUGUUAGUUUAUUAUUGUAAUGAAAGUUAAGGAUAUGAGGUUCAAAACUGAAAAAAAAAUUGUCUUUGUUUCACAAAUUCGAACUUUGCAGAGAAGCUUUCUAUGUUCAUUCAUGUCAGUAUUGUACAGAGUUAAACAUACUGAGGUUUGAUUUUUUUUUUAAAUAUAAAACAAUUGUUGCCAAAGUUUUCCUUGUUCCUAACACUAACAUUUUGAAGAAAAAAAAAUUUGAAUUAAUACAUUGUUGCUAAAAUUUUCUAUUUGAAAUUUUUGAAAAAUGUUUAUUGCAUGAAUUGUUUAUAGCUUGAAACGAUGAAUUAAGAACUUUUGCUGUAUUCCAUUAAUGAAUGUUGGUAAUCUAGUCUUUGUUUACCCUAAUAAUAAUAACAUACUCCAUGGAUGAGGAAUUAGGUACCAUUCCCCCUCUAAUAUAAGAAGUUAGAGAACUUAGUCACAGCUAUUACCAGUUUAGGAGAGGAAACUUGCAUGUGUGCAUUGGUAAACAAACCACUGUUGCCUGGCCAGGUUGCUCCCCAGGGAGUGGAGAGAGUGCAUUUGUGGAACAGUGAUAGAUCCAAUGCCUAGGGUCAUAAUGAUUAUGUAUCAAUCACCAAAAACACAAGAGUUGUUGAAGUGCCAUAGGAAUCUAGCUCUAAUCUUUAGGAAAGUCAUUUUGAUUUCUCUCUCUUUUU
Lytechinus variegatus (green sea urchin) is the source of this 4020-nucleotide messenger RNA. RefSeq names its product zinc finger protein 551-like. Gene Ontology annotation, biological process: regulation of transcription by RNA polymerase II. Gene Ontology annotation, cellular component: nucleus. Bases 166 to 1542 code for a protein of 458 amino acids. Gene Ontology annotation, molecular function: DNA-binding transcription factor activity, RNA polymerase II-specific; RNA polymerase II cis-regulatory region sequence-specific DNA binding. The transcript is spliced from 3 exons. The record is from RefSeq and is a predicted model, not a curated record. NCBI's taxonomy places the organism in Eukaryota, Metazoa, Echinodermata, Echinoidea, Temnopleuroida, Toxopneustidae.